Molecule: messenger RNA, 3318 nt
Organism: Neospora caninum
Lineage: Eukaryota; Apicomplexa; Conoidasida; Eucoccidiorida; Sarcocystidae
Exons: 7
Coding region: 1-3318 (1105 amino acids)
Source: RefSeq, a predicted model, not a curated record
AUGCCUUCUCCGAGUCUGUUCUCUGCCUCUGUGUUUCUCAACCAUACGAAGUCGUUCGCUCCCUCUCUCAACAAGCGCUCUUCUCUCUCUCACGUCCCGUCGUUAUCCCUUUCUCUCGCUUUUUCUGCCUUUCUGCUUGCUCCCCUCGUUUUCCGCUCUAGCGCCUUCGCCAAGGCGUCUUCACCAGACUCGUGGGAUCCUUUUUCUCUGGAAAGUCAGACGUGCGGAACGCAGCUUUUCCCUUCUCGCCAUUUUGCUUCUUUCUCUCUGGUCCUCCCCAACCCCACUGAGGAGCCCCCUCUCUUCAACCGCGCGACCGAUCACGCGGCCAAUGAGAUGCGCAGGAACAGAGUCUCGGUGAAUGCGGGCGCUGUGCGUUUCUCGUCUUACUCGUCUUUCUUGGCGGGUUCUGGCGACUCUUGCGUCUCAAGAACAGGUUCGCCCCUCUUCUCUCGGCGCAGGUUUUACAACCUCGGCGAAAUGGAGGGAGAAGGCCUCCACGGGCGGGGACAGCGAGCUUUUGUUUCAGGUGAGGAGAGCCUGGACGCGUCUCCAGGCCUCCGCAGAAGGCCAGCACCAGCUUCUUCUCUUUCUCGCGGCCAUCGCGAGGACGCUGGACGAGAGGCGGAAAGCACGACCCGCGGCAGCAGAUUCGGCAGAGUCCGGAGCGAUGAGGAGGUCGAGGCACUCUACGCAGGACUGGACUAUGUUGGACAAACCAUCGAAACGUCGAAGGUCAAGUACACCUGGCUGCUAACUAUAAAAGGCGUGAAACAUGAAAUCGCAUUUUUCCACUCCAAGGUGACGGGGAAGAAGCGCCUUGUCGUCGACGGCCGCGUCAUCAACGAACAAUUCACCAUGCGCGCUCACAAGUUCCUCUACAGCUGGCCUCUACAGGAGCAUCUUCUGUCGAUCGUGUUUGAGGGCGCUACGGGGCAUUUCCACCUGACUGUCGACGGCCUGCCGUUCUCCUACUUCAAGCAGCGCAACCGCAUGCAGCGACAUCCUCAUCUCGCAGCCGAGGAGCGCCGAGGACACUCUUCGGUGCUUGCAACCGCAGCCGCGUGCGUGGCCGCAGGCGCCGGUACCUUGCCCUCUUCGGUUGCUUUGCCUGGAUGCGCUGGGGGUUCGGCCGCGCACGAUCCUGCGGAAGGCCCUCGGCGGCCAGGCGCUGUCGCAGCUCGGCUUGGAUCGGCGGGGCUCCAGCCUGCAGCUUCGGCUUCGCAUGCACCGAGAGACGGCGCCUCGCGAAGACGCGAGUCCCACACGGUCGACCAAGCAGCCUGCUCGGCCGCUUCGAGAGGCGCAGAGGCAGGCAGGGUUCCCGGCCACGGCGAGGCACGAAGAAGAGAAGAAGGAUGCAGAGAAGAAGGACGGAGAGAAGAAGGAAGGAGAGAAGAAGGACGGAGAGAAGAAGGACGGAGAGAAGAAGGACGGAGAGAAGAAGGAAGGAGAGAAGGAGGCAGAGAAGAAGGAAGGAGAGAAGAAGGAGGCAACCGGGAAGAAGGAACAGACACAGGAGGACAAAUGGCACCUCAAAGUAGUGAAGAGGGCGUGGACCUCUUAGAGCUGUUUGGAGCGUCGGAGCCGCCACAAGGGGCGACCAGUCUCGCCCUCCUCGCCAUGGGGGAUAGUCUCGUGUUUCCUUCCACUUGCCAUCGGGAAGCGGAACGGUCUGCCUCGUCUCUCGACAUGCUUCCUCUAUCUGUCGUGUCCCCACAUCCACCCGAGGCCGACAGACCCGAGCCUGUUUCCUUCGCCUCUUCCUCGCCUUUCGCCUCUUCCGCUCCUUUCUCCGCUUCCUCCCCUUUCGCCUCUUCCUCUCCUUUCGCCUCUUCCUCUCCUUUCGCCUCUUCGGUUCCUUUCGCCUCUUCCUCUGCUCGGUAUCCUGCGUUUCCGUCUGGAUCUUCUGCGAGUGAUCCAUCUUCUUUUCCUGCAUCUUCUCUGCCUCCUUUUUCACAAGCGGCAAUCGACGAGCCUGUGACGCGCGGCGACUGUGGGAUCUCCAGAGGAGACGCUGCCCUGAGCGCGUCUCCGGCCGGCGGGACACUCCCGCCUUCUCCGGCUGGGGGGCGAGGCGGCUCUUCCUGUCCUCCGGUAGAGUCACGCGCGCCUUCGUGGGCUUUCUCUGCAACCGCCGACUCGACCUUUCCGUUGCCUUCCUAUCCUCAGUUCUCUGCUGCUCUUUCUCCGCAGUGGAGAGGCGACGGCGUCGAAACAGGGACAAGGCAUUCCGUCGCAGGGUUUGAAGCACGAGACCAGCAACUACACUCGCCCGUUCGCCCGUCGCCGUCUGAUGCUUCCUUCGCUCCGUCUUUGGCUUCCUUCUCGUCGCAUCGAGAGAACCCGUUCCAGAGAGAGGCGGGUUUUGCGGGUACCGCGACUGGACUCGGCGAGAGCAGAAGAGACCCAACGGGGCCAGAGGCGAGGCGAGAGGACAUGCGGGCCGAGAGUAAGGGCGAAAACAGUCUGAAAGGAGGCCGCCAGGCUGUCGAGACACCCCAAGGUUUCCUCGCCGGUGCUUCGCGCCUCGACCCUUUUGUUUUCGCCGAGCAGUGGACGAGCCUGCAGCAGGAGGGACUUCCUGCUUCGGCGACCGCCCGACCUCAGUGGCAGCUUGGAGAAGCAAGAGAGCCUCGUGGGGCUUGGCCCCCGGCGUCUUCCCUUUUGCCUUUUGAGGCGCCUGAAAGUGACAGAGCCCCGCCGGCAGUCCCGUGCGGUGCGGCGAGCCGUAGGUCACCGAGCAGGUGGGACGGCCUCGACCCGCAGCCGCAGGAUGUGCCGACGCUAUUGCAGACCGGCGACGGAGAGGCGGCCGAGAGGAAACAACGAGAAGAGGGCCGAGAGAACAGCGGAGAGAUAAAGCGAAAUCCAGAAGGCGCGGAUCCUGUGAACUGCGCGCCCGACAAGGGGACUCGACGGAGCGGAUCGGCAGGCGGCGUCUCAGGGUGGGCGAGAGAGAGCGCGGAAGCAAGAGAACGGAGGAGACAAGACACUCGAACGGGAGACCACCUGCGGGAGGAGAGGUUGGGAAGAACUGUUUUGAGCUUAGGUGGACGGGGUGAGUCGGAGCGAGGCGCGGAGCCGAGGCACGCACGGUCGGGCGGCGCGCGAGAGACAGAUCCGCGGCGCAUGCAUCAAAACCCGGGAGACGCCCCCGAGAGAACGAAGCUCGAGGGGAGAGCGAACGAGAAGGCCGGGCCGGAAAAGGAUCCGUUCGCGGACUUGAUGAGUCUCGCAGGCUCCAAAUUCCACAUCCCCACGCGCACAGAUCGGGCACCACACGGCGAGUCGGGUAACUCUCUCUCGCCCUUUUAA